Lycium ferocissimum is the source of this 1977-nucleotide messenger RNA. Its product is annotated as K(+) efflux antiporter 4-like. Gene Ontology annotation, cellular component: membrane. Gene Ontology annotation, molecular function: potassium:proton antiporter activity. Gene Ontology annotation, biological process: proton transmembrane transport; potassium ion transmembrane transport. NCBI's taxonomy places the organism in Eukaryota, Viridiplantae, Streptophyta, Magnoliopsida, Solanales, Solanaceae. Bases 1 to 1977 code for a protein of 658 amino acids. The record is from RefSeq and is a predicted model, not a curated record. The transcript has 23 exons.
AUGCCAAUGAGAGGAGGGCUCUGUUGCUUUCUCAUCAUUCUCUCCUUCUUCGUUUUCUUCUCUUCUGCUGAUCCGGUACCUGGAAGAGAUUCAGAUAAUGGGGUGGUUGUUGUGAAUACUUCUGCUGAAUUUAUUAAUUCGUCGAGAUCUGAGGAAGUUUUUGUAUUUGCUGAAUUAUAUUACCUGCAUGUUCCAAUUACAAGUACAAACACUGGAAUAGAAGUUCCAGUUGGGCUGCGUACUAUUACUUCUGUUUCAGCAAUCGAUCACGGGAGCUUCAACAAUAGCGUCGCAGAGCAAGAGUUUUAUUUUUUGACUAUUGACCUAUUUCCAAGUACAGUGGAAUAUGCAUUUCUGAAGCACUUCAUUUCUCAGGCAGUUUUGGAAACCGUUGCUAGGGUCAAGUUCAAGAAGAACGAGACAAAUGAGGAAAAGUCAUUCAGUGUCUUCAAUCUGGAUAAUGACAACGGAGCAGAAGAUACACCUACAUUGAUAGAUCGAAAGGAUAAUGUUUUUAUCAUGUCUAAUCCGAAGUCAAAGUUCCCGGUGCUGCAGCUAGAUUUAAGAUUGAUAUCUGAUCUGGUUGUUGUCAUUGUUUCUGCAACUUGUGGUGGCAUUGCCUUUGCUUGCGCUGGACAACCGAUUAUCACUGGAUAUUUGCUGGCAGGCUCAAUUAUUGGACCGGGUGGUCUUAACAUUAUCAGUGAAUUGGUGCAGCCUUGCAAGCAAGGGUCUAUUGGCCUAGACGUGCAGUCGUGGGGUGACGCUGCACUACAAGGGAUGGAACAGUCUAAAGGUGUUCUUUUUGGGUUUCACUGCUUUGUGGCUAUGAUAAAGCAUAGCAGAAUUCUUACGGUUGAAACUGUUGCUCAAUUUGGUGUAAUCUUUCUUCUAUUUGCAUUGGGCUUAGAGUUUUCCACAGCAAAGCUUCGCAUCGUACGAGCUGUUGCAGUGUUAGGAGGGUCACUCCAGAUAAUUCUCUUCAUGUGUUUGUGUGGAAUAACAGCCUCGUUAUGCGGUGGGAAGGCAUCUGAGGGUGUUUUUGUUGGUGUCUUCUUGUCAAUGUCUUCGACAGCAGUGGUGUUGAAAUUUUUUAUGGAAAGAAAUAGUGUUAACACCCUCUAUGGGCAAGUCACCGUUGGAAUCCUUAUUCUGCAGGAUUGUACAGUAGGUUUGCUAUUUGCACUGCUUCCUAUUCUUGGUGGUACUUCUGGUGUUUUUCAAGGAAUGGCUUCCAUGGCAAAAUUAUUGGUGGUUUUAUUACUGUUCUUGACCUCUUUGUCGAUGCUAUGCCGCACUUGCGUACCUUGGUUUCUUAGACUGAUGAUAGGCCUAUCAUCACAGACUAAUGAACUGUACCAACUUGCAUCUGUCGCUUUCUGCUUGCUUGUUGCUGGGUGUAGUGAUAAGCUGGGUUUAAGUCUUGAACUGGGUUCUUUUGCUGCUGGAGUAAUGAUAUCAACUACUGAUCUGGCUCCGCAUACUCUUGAACAGGUUGAACCAAUCCGGAACUUCUUUGCUGCUCUUUUCCUAUCCAGCAUUGGAAUGCUUAUCCAUGUCCAUUUUCUCUGGAAUCAUAUCGAUAUUUUGCUGGCAGCUGUUAUAUUGGUCGUCAUCAUAAAAACUAUUGUGGUUGCUGCAGUUGUCAAGGGUUUCGGUUACACCAACAAAGCUGCACUUCUUGUUGGAAUGUCUCUGGCUCAAAUAGGGGAGUUUGCGUUUGUUCUUCUCAGUCGCGCUUCAAAUGUUCAUCUAAUUGAGGGUAAAGUGUAUAUGCUGCUUCUGGGAACAACUGCACUUAGCCUGGUUACAACACCGUUGCUAUUCAAGCUAAUUCCUGCUGUUGUGCACCUUGGAGUUCUACUGCGAUGGUUUUCCCCUGAUAUACCAAAUGAGAUUGGAUCUAAAGGAGAAAUCAUGCGUCCAGACAGUUCUAAGCGUAUUACUGUGCUGAUCCAAGGCCCUCAUGAUUCAUGA